GACUCUCGUUAGGUGGUGGCCUUAUAGUUCUAGCAUCUGCUUUGUCGGAUGCAUCGUUAGAGUUGCCGGCAAAAUAUAGUCUGCCAUCUACUUCGAGUAUGCAAGCCGAUGACAAUGGUUUACCACAGUAUCAGUAUGGCUGGUGUCUUCAGUUAUCAGGGUUGGCUUUAAUUCUGGCAGAAGUGGCGGCUGUAUUGACUAUGUCUGGAUACAUGGCCCGUUUCUCAACAGUAGAAGAAAUGGUGAGAGUCAUGGUACCCGGUGCUGAGAGAAAAUUAAGAGAACAGAGAGGUCUGAGUUCAGAAUAUCUAGUUAGAACUCAUCAGAAGUCACCUGGACCUCCACAAGCUCGAGCUUUUGGACAACCUUCAAAAACAUCCCAAAGAGCUCCCGAAGAAGGAACAUCUUUGUUAUGCAAAACUGCACCCGAUAUCUGUGCCUCGAAUCCUCAAGCUAUUAGCUACGUCGAUAAGGCAGACCUCUCUCAUGUUUUACCAGCAUAUCCAGAUACAAAAAACACGGAUUCUAGAUAUAGCUUCGGGGAUAAGUCAGAAGCUAGUGUUAUCGACUCACGAUUAAGUGGUUUUGCCGAUAAGGAAGGUUUAAUCGAUUCCAGAAUUUUAUCUGAUUCUCGACAGAAUAUGAUUGCUUUCACAGAAAGUAAGGAACAUCCAGUUGGCCAAGAGCCACGAUAUAGCGAAUUCUCUCCUAGAACUACGGAACAAAAUAUCGUGGAUUCUAGAUUGAGUGGCUUUACCGAAAAGGAAGGUCUCCUCGAUUCCAGACUCAGUGGAUAUGGAGAAAAAAAUGAAUCGUUAUUGGAUACUCCUUUCGGUUAUGAUACGCGAUACAAUAGUUUAGCAGGGCAGACAGUGCCCAUUACCUUGAAGAAUCAGAAUACAUCUGUUUCAGCUAUUCAAUCUCAAUAUAUUUAUCAGAAUUUCGGCACGAUACACUCAGGGAUUCUUAGAGUAUCCGAACCAGGAACUAGUUCAAGUUCAAACUCUAGUCAAAGAAGCAUGACACUUCAAAAUCCGAAAAGAAAGUCUCAAAUCGCUCAAAAUACAUUUAGUACAAUGGAAUGCGAGAAGAAAAAACGAGGACCUGGCUUGGCUGGCAAGACAGGUUUCUACACAGGUAGCGCCGUAUGACCACCACCACCUCCUCCGACGCCCAGGUAACUGCAAGAGGAGGAAACGCCACUUUAAUCCUAUAUAUUAGGAAACGAUGAACUAGUGGCGUGAAAUCUGAAUCGUUGGAGGAAUAAACUUUGAUAAUUGUUAUGGAAGAAAUCUACGUUAUUAAGAGAGAUAUACAAAUCUCUGUCGUAUCUACUGACGAUUAUGUAGAUACAAAUAUAUUUAUCUUGUGAGAAAAUAGUAUCUACAAAUGAUCAUAUAGUUCCCUGUGAUUUCAUAAUCUAAGGACGAAUGAAAAAAAAUUCUGUGAACAGGGUGCAGACUUAUUACAAGAUUUGAUGCAAAUUAAGAGGGAAAAAAGAACUUGUAUAUAAAUUAUCGAUAAUAAGAUUAAAAUUACGAUCUUUCUUUACGAAAGAGAACCUCGAAACGAAUUUUUUUAACGUUUCGUAAUUACUCAAGCGACGUGUCACAUAGUCAUUAUAACAACCGACAUGUUAAUCGAUAAAAUAAGAAGAAAACAAGAAUUGUGGUAGCGUGCAUAAACUAGGCGUAGCAUUAAGUGGCAUAGGCAACGUAUCUUAAGAAAAUUAAUGUAUAAGCUCGAUUUUACCAAAGAAUUUAUACCUUUUACUCGUGAAAAUGAUCUCGUUGCCUCUAUAAAAACUGGUCGAUCGUUCAUUACAAAUAACAGAGUUGUAGGAUUAUAGUCAAUUGAUCCGCUGAAUCAUUUCAUUUUUAAAGAAAAAUCUCAACAACAUUCAUCUAUAUCUAAUGAAUAUUAUCAAUUAUCAAACUUUUGUAAAUGAAAGAAAUCAGAAAUACACGACAAUUUGCAUAGAAAGUGGAUCAAGAGACAUGGAAAUUCGCAACUCACCGUUAAAUAAUUCAACUAAUCACAUAAUCGCGUUCUCAAGCUGCAUAACUAAUCGAACAGAGCUAUAAGUCAAAAAGGAAUAUUAAUGUAGUAUGGUGUAACACAUAAACUCGGUGGUAUAGUCACGAAUACUCAAUCGGGCGUGAACUCGUCUAACCAUUUUUGGGAAAAAGGUGAAAUGUAUCGUGAUUUAUGAGCGACAAUUCGAACGCAUACGUUUGACGAAUCGUGGAAAAGAUUUUACCAUAGCAACGUAUCAUCGACACGAAGCACAAUAAAUAUUAUAUGCGAAGAUAAAAUAAAUGGAUUUAGAGUACAAAACAUUUUCUUACUGUUGUCGAACGAUAUUGUACACACGUUAAUCGCUUUGCUACAUUAUGAUUUAAAUAAUCGUUUCUCUUCGUAAUCCAUCUAUGGCAAAGUCUUUCAUUACGUUCGCCAAUCUUGGACAUAUCAAGAACGAAAUCGUUUUAUCCAAUCCGAUAUUAAAAUCGUGACUCGAACUCCCUUCCUAUUUCUCACGAUGUGCUCUCUUCAAGGGUUGAGAAUAUUUUAACGUCUCGA
Molecule: messenger RNA, 2580 nt
Organism: Apis laboriosa (Himalayan honeybee)
Lineage: Eukaryota; Metazoa; Arthropoda; Insecta; Hymenoptera; Apidae
Exons: 3
Source: RefSeq, a predicted model, not a curated record